AGCCCGGACUGUCGGGACGGCCACGAGAGCCCGGACUGUCGGGACGGCCACGAGAGCCCGGACUGUCGGGACGGCCACGAGAGCCCGGACUGUCGGGACGGCCACGAGAGCCCGGACUGUCGGGACGGCCACGAGAGCCCGGACUGUCGGGACGGCCACGAGAGCCCGGACUGUCGGGACGGCCACGAGAGCCCGGACUGUCGGGACGGCCACGAGAGCCCGGACUGUCGGGACGGCCACGAGAGCCCGGACUGUCGGGACGGCCACGAGAGCCCGGACUGUCGGGACGGCCACGAGAGCCCGGACUGUCGGGACGGCCACGAGAGCCCGGACUGUCGGGACGGCCACGAGAGCCCGGACUGUCGGGACGGCCACGAGAACCCGGACUGUCGGGACGGCCACGAGAACCCGGACUGUCGGGACGGCCACGAGAACCCGGACUGUCGGGACGGCCACGAGAACCCGGACUGUCGGGACGGCCACGAGAACCCGGACUGUCGGGACGGCCACGAGAACCCGACUAGCCCGGACUGUCGGGACGGCCACGAGAGCCCGGACUGUCGGGACGGCCACGAGAGCCCGGACUGUCGGGACGGCCACGAGAGCCCGGACUGUCGGGACGGCCACGAGAGCCCGGACUGUCGGGACGGCCACGAGAGCCCGGACUGUCGGGACGGCCACGAGAGCCCGGACUGUCGGGACGGCCACGAGAACCCGGACUGUCGGGACGGCCACGAGAGCCCGGACUGUCGGGACGGCCACGAGAACCCGGACUGUCGGGACGGCCACGAGAGCCCGGACUGUCGGGACGGCCACGAGAGCCCGGACUGUCGGGACGGCCACGAGAGCCCGGACUGUCGGGACGGCCAAUCCUCAUCAACAGUGAUGAUUUUUUUUAAGAAAAUUUUAAAGUUUGAGGAUGACAUUGGCAUGAUUGAUCAUUGA
Messenger RNA from Procambarus clarkii (red swamp crayfish), 945 nucleotides. The record is from RefSeq and is a predicted model, not a curated record. Lineage: Eukaryota; Metazoa; Arthropoda; Malacostraca; Decapoda; Cambaridae.